Owenia fusiformis is the source of this 2307-nucleotide messenger RNA. The record is from the annotation of a GenBank genome assembly. Lineage: Eukaryota; Metazoa; Annelida; Polychaeta; Sabellida; Oweniidae.
AGGGGGGUGAAGGGGGUGGGGAGGAUCAUGGUGACCAGACCUUGGUUAGAACUGGCAGGAUCUUUGGAGGUUUGGUUGCUGAUGUAAAAAGGAAAGUCCCAUUCUAUUGGAGUGAUGUUAAGGAUGCUUUCCACAUGCAGAGUAUUGCUUCAUUUGUGUUUCUCUACUUUGCCUGCCUCACUCCAAUUAUUACAUUUGGUGGUCUGCUAGGAGAAGCCACUAACAAUAAUAUGGCUGCAUUUGAAAGUAUUCUGGCUGGUGCAGUGUGUGGCUGCACAUAUCAUUUGUUCUCUGGCCAGCCUCUCACAAUUAUAGGAAGUACUGGACCUAUCCUGGUUUUUGAAACCAUAGCAUUCUCAUUCUGCUCGGAUAAUGGUCUUGACUAUUUGUCCUUCCGAUUUUGGAUUGGUACCUGGACUGGAGUGAUUCUAUUAAUAAUGGUGGCGUUUGACCUCAGUUCACUUGUGCGUUUCAUAACCAGAUUUACAGAGGAGAGUUUUGCUGCUCUGAUUGCGUUAAUCUUCAUAUAUGAAGCAUUCUCGAAGUUGAUCAAAUUAGAAAAACAAGCUCAUAUUAAUUUCCACGCAUUGGAGCCAAUGAACUUAGAAUGUUAUUGCGCUGCAAAGAAUGAAACACAUGCAAAUGAUACGUCACCUGUAAGUACCACACCGAUUAGUCCAAAUACCACAAAUGCCAGUUAUGUAGAUGAUUAUGCAAAUGUGCAGUGGAAGCUCCUCCCUCUUGAGCUCUGUGAGGAAUAUAAUGGCGUUCUCGAAGGACCAGGAUGUAAAACACCAAAAUACGUCGCUGAUGUAUUCUUCUUCUCUUGCCUUCUCUUCCUUGGGACAUUCUUCUUGGCCUACUCCCUCAAGCUUUUCAGGAACACUAGAUUCUUCCCAAAUAAGGUCCGGGUAUUAAUUUCUGACUUUGCUGUCUUCCUGGCUAUCAUUGCCAUGGUAGGCCUGGACAUUGGAAUGGGCUUCAACACUCCCAAACUGACUGUACCUUCUGAAUUUAGGCCAACGAAGGAAGGACGUAGCUGGUUUGUGAACCCCAUGAAGAACCCAUGGUGGGCCAUCCCUGCAGCCAUCCUGCCUGCCCUACUCUGUACCAUCCUUAUCUUUAUGGACCAACAGAUCACUGCAGUUAUCGUCAACAGGAAGGAAAACAAACUGAAGAAAGGCAGUGGAUACCAUCUGGAUUUGUUCAUCAUUGCCCUACAGAUCGUGUUCUGCUCUAUGAUGGGUCUGCCCUGGUUUGUGGCAGCUACUGUCUUGUCUAUUAACCAUGUGAACAGUCUUAAGAUUGAAUCUGAGACCACUGCCCCUGGAGAGAAACCCCAGUUCUUGGGAGUAAGGGAACAGAGAGUGACUGGCUUUUGCAUCUUCCUCUUUAUUGGAAUUUCUAUCUUGCUGACAUCUAUCCUUAAGUAUGUCCCUAUGCCAGUGUUAUUUGGUGUAUUCUUGUACAUGGGCAUAUCUUCCCUCAAAGGAGUACAGUUUGUACAGCGCUUGUUGAUUAUCCUCAUGCCAACGAAGUAUCAACCUGAUUAUAUAUUCCUGCGGCACGUUCCUGUGCGUCGUGUUCAUCUCUUCACUUUGAUUCAAGCUGUCUGUCUGGCGAUUCUCUGGACCAUUAAAUCUAUCAAAUCAAUCUCGAUUAUUUUCCCACUUAUGGUGUUGGCGAUGUGUUUUGUACGUAAAGCCAUGGAUUGGUUGUUCACGCAGCAUGACCUUAAAUGGCUUGAUGAUGUCAUGCCCGAGACUCACAAACGAGAGAAAGAAGACAAGAAGAAGAAGCAGAUUGAAGCACUUGAGAAAGGAGAAGCAGAUGAACUUGAAAUGAUGGGUGGUACCAUUCAAGUACCCCUGCAAGGAGGGCGCCUUGUAAACAUCCCUGUAGAUCAGAUAAAAUAUAACCCUGCCAAGGCUACUGUCAACAUAUCAGAGGAGAUGGCCAAGACUGCAAUAUGGAAGACACUUGUUAGCAACGAAUCAAACCCCAAUAUACAAGAUCUUGAUAAUAAUAAGCCAAGGAAACGCAAGAAGAAGUCUAAGCGUAAGGACGCUCCAGGUACUAUUGUUGAGCAAGAAGAACCGUCCCCCACUAAGGCCCCUGUCAAGUUCAGCAUGGGCGCCGAGGAGACUGAAGCACUCAUAGAGUACCCAGAAAUCCGAGUCAGUCCACCGAGUGAAGCGACAACACCUAAUAAGGAAUCCUCGAAUCAGGAGCAGACAAAAUUAUAACGUUUAAAAAAAUAGGAAAUUUAGGAAAUUGAGAUUUAUGACUGCAUGGAAAAUGUUGAAU